AUGAUUGGAUCUCUUGAUAUAUUACCGAAAGGUUUUAAUUUAACAAUUAUCGAAGAAGAUGAACUUAGUAAAAGUGUUGUUAACUUUUUGGGACAUAGACGAAGAAAUAAAUUUACUUUUCCAUUACUUAUAUCCCUUUAUUCAUUUAUUUUUGGAACUGGUCUUGCGGGAAAUUUUUGUACAUGUAUUACAAUUUGGAAAAGUCGUGAUAUGCAUACUCCAACAAAUUUUUAUCUUUUUUCUCUUGCUGUUUCGGAUUUACUAUUAAUUAGCUUGGGUUUAUCAGUUGAAAUGUAUAAUAUCUAUGAAUCAUGGCCAUGGAUAUUUGGUGAAACAUUUUGUGUAUUUCGUACUGUUGUAUUGGAAAUUGUAACAUCAGCAUCAAUUCUAACCGUUCUAUGUUUUACUAUUGAACGUUAUUUAGCUAUUUGUUUUCCAAUCAUAUCACAAAAAGUUCUAGGUGGUUUAAAUCGUGCACUUAAAAUGAUUAUGAUUGUUUGGUUUUUAUCAUUCCUACUUGCUGUACCGUACACAUUUACUGCUGGAGUUUUUGUUAGUGUUAAAAAUGAAGUUCGAAAUGUAACUGUUGAAAUUCUUGAUAGUCGAAUAUGUGCAAUUCGUCCUGAAUAUUGGGAACCAAUGUUAUAUUAUAUGGCUGUAACAACAGUUCUCGUUUUUCUUAUACCAAUAUUUGUUAUAACUGUUUUAUAUGUUUUAAUGGGUAUUACGUUAUAUAAAGCAAGUCAUCGUCCAUCAAAUAGCAAUGAAGGAAAAAAACAUGAACAUGUUAUUUUACAUCAUCAUCGUCAUCAACAAUUUUGGUUGAGACAAAAUACAGCAUCAAUAAUAAAAUCACGACCAAUGAGAAAUUCAAGAAGAGCAAUUUUGAAAAUGUUGGUGGCGGUUGUAAUUGCAUUUUUUAUUUGCUGGGCACCAUUUCAUACACAACGUAUAACUGCAUUUGUUACAAGAUUAUUAGAUAAAGCAAAUAAAAAUAUAACAUCCGAUGCAGCAACAAAAUUUCAAGAAAUACUUUUCUUUGCUUCAGGAAUUUUAUAUUAUUUGUCAGCUACUGUAAAUCCUCUCUUAUAUAAUAUAAUGUCAAGACGAUAUCGAAAUAGUUUUAAACGAACAUUAUGUCGUUGGCGAAAUGUGACUCCUAAACCUUGUUAUCGUAAUGGACGUUCUUAUAUGUAUUAUAAUCGAAAUUUACCACGUACACCAACAAAUCCUGGUACAACAAAUCCAUAUCAACGAUCAGCGGCUUAUAAAUCGAGUUCUUAUAAUCAUUAUCGUGAUAAUCUUUUUACAUUUUCAAUGUCAAAAUAUAAAUUAGUUAUUGGUUCUCGUACAUUUUCUCGACAAGAUUUACAUGGUGAUUAUCGUCAACGUACAUCAUUUCAUUAUCGUUUAUCAUUUAUACAAAAAACUGAACGUGAAGAAGAAAAAGAAAAAAUGAAAUUACAAUUACAAAAAAGAAAAUUUUCUCUGAAUUUUAUUCAACAACCGAAAAAACAUCGAGCUCGAUUUAUUUUUACUACAAAUGUACCACCAAUAACACCACCAAAUACAUCAAUUAGUGAUUCAAAAAAUUCCCAUAUUAAACAGUAUCAAUAG
Molecule: messenger RNA, 1617 nt
Organism: Adineta steineri
Lineage: Eukaryota; Metazoa; Rotifera; Eurotatoria; Adinetida; Adinetidae
Source: the annotation of a GenBank genome assembly